This is a messenger RNA of Dreissena polymorpha, 1380 nucleotides long. Its product is annotated as serine/arginine repetitive matrix protein 2-like. The transcript is spliced from 5 exons. Bases 529 to 1260 code for a protein of 243 amino acids. Lineage: Eukaryota; Metazoa; Mollusca; Bivalvia; Myida; Dreissenidae. The record is from RefSeq and is a predicted model, not a curated record.
GUUCACUUUGUCCAGCUCUUGUCCUUAGUGCCCAAAACAAGGUGGUUGGUGUGCAAGGUGGAGGGGCCGAUACUGGUCUACUCAAGAGACCCAUGCACGAAAAUAAUGGAUACCCAGGAACAAGGAGAGGGAAACUUUCAAAACCUCCUACCGCCCCAAAAGGCAACAUACGGAUGAGCGAGGACAACUGCGCGUUUGAAGUGCGCGUGGAGUUUCAGAAGAAGACGCUUUCGCCCACAUUGAAAGACAAUCGGCUCCUUGAGGAAGAGGACGAGGGCAAAAACACGCACCAGGAAGAUAACCGCUAAACGCGCUGCUAGACUGACUUCCCAAAAAUAAUCGGAAAGAGAGUCCGAGCACCGUAAAAUACCUCACAUACAAAGUAGGCCAUCCACAGCCGGUCCGAAUCCCGGGCCACGGACUCAAACAGACGCCAGUAUCUUAUAUAUUGUGAACGUAACGUGCCGAUAUAUCAAACACAGAAACUAGCCAUUUAUUUUUAUAUAAAGCCAUUUCGCUGAAUUUCGAAUGUUAUUUAUCGGAGCAACCCAGACUUUGACCUGCUCACGAGUCUCUUGUUUAUUUUCUUUGUGGACGAUGGAUGCAUCGAUGACGGCCAGUCAGUGGAUAGAGUGGGCGGUCGAGAAAGGCAUAAGAGCAAAUACACAGGGAGUGUAUAUCUGGAGCGAGCCAGAGGACGACGGGAUUGAGAAGCCGGCAAUCAUGGAGGAGACGCCCGCCAUUUCACCGGCACCCACGUCUGUCGGGUUAAGGUUGUCAGGUUCGUCCAGGCCGUCAUCCAGGGCGUCCAACCUGUCCAGUUCGUCCGACCUGUCCAGGUCGUCGAGUUCGUCAGUGUCGUCCAGAGCGUCCACGUCGUCCAGCUCCCUGUCGAGGUCGUCCAGUUCGGACUCGGAGUACGUCCCGUUUGAGGCCUCCGACUCCGACGAGGAUGUCCCUCUGGUGGCUCCGACGGUCCCUGUGGUGGCUCGGGUGGUCCCUCUGGUGGCUUUGCCACCACCCAGGCCUGAGAGGCGCAUGAGAAAUAGGAUUACGGAGGCGGAGGAACUGGCCAUAAACAUGGUAUUCGCAGAGGACAUUGUCUCGACGUCCUUGUCAGGCAAGAGUAUAGGCAUCGAAGUCGUGAGACGAAAAUACAACCGGGCGACCAUGGGCCGUUUGGGCUUUGAGCAGGUUCGAGCAAAGAUCCGAAACCUGGCCGAGGCUCGUGCAGCUCGCCUUGCGGCAGGCCCUAUGUAGAGCCCUAGACCGGCUGAUAUUUCUUAUAUGUUUUUUUAAUAUGCUUUUAUGUCUUUGUUAAAAUGAAUAUGUAUUAGUAUACAUUGUAAGUACUGGUUCAACCCAGGAAAAUACUUGAUU